Molecule: messenger RNA, 2481 nt
Organism: Prorocentrum cordatum
Lineage: Eukaryota; Dinophyceae; Prorocentrales; Prorocentraceae
Source: the annotation of a GenBank genome assembly
GGGCGCGGCCCCGCGGAGUGCGCGCCCAGCCCGCCGGCGUCCGUGAGCGGGGACACCCAGGUGCCCGAGGACGAGGUGCAGGUGCCCCUCGCGGCCACGCUGCUCGAGGUCUACUCGGGCUACGCUGACGACGAGGCGGAGGUGCACGACAGGUUCUUGCGCCUGGCGUUCAACCGCUUCGCGAUCGACGGGGCCAGCGAGCUCGCGCGGGAGAGCCUGCACGACGCUCUCCUCCACAUGGGCUUCCUGACCAGCACGCGGGAGCACGCCCUGGAUCUGUCGGCGCAGUUCUCUGGCUUCCAGAACUUCGACUACGUGGACUUCUGCGAGUACGCGAACAAGUUUGCUGCCCUCGAGCGUGCCGCCGUCCGCCAGCGAGCGGACGCCUGCCUGGCGGCGCACGGCGGCACGGCCACGGUCGCAGGGGUGCAGCAGUUCCUGCACGCCGCCGGCGUGCUCCUCCCGUACGGCCGCGUGGAGAAGGCGAGGAGGGCGGCGAAGCUCGACCACGUGAGGCCAGAGGACAUGAAGAGGAGCGACCUCCUGCUGACGCUGGCCGCGUGCAAGAUGGAGGAGGGCUUCGCCAGGGAGGAUGUCGCGGCCCUCCACGAGAUCUUCGGCGAGCUGGAGCAGGGGCAGCCGGCCUCUGCGAGCGGGUGGGGCCCGCUGGCCAAGGCCUCCGACCUCGUCGAAGGCCUGCUCAAGUUCACGGGCCUUUAUUGCGUGGACUUUCUGGAGAGGUUUGCGGACAUCCUGCCCUCCGACUCACCAGAUCAGAAGGGUAUCUGUUUCCACGAGUUUUUGGUCUGGGCACGACGGUUGCGCGACGCCAUGAUGCAGGACCUGUGGAAGUGCUUCAAAGGUUUCGAAACCAGCGGUUCAGGGGUAGUCCGGCUAGACAUUGCCAUCAACAUCGUGGAAGAGUGUGGGAUUUCCCUCCUCACGGACGCUGUAGAUGAGCUUCUUUCGGGCCUCGGGAUGCAGAAGGACAACACCUUGGACUUUCACGCGCUGGUGCAGCUUUUGAGCGCUGCCCGGAAGACGCACGGCUUCUCGCGCACCGAGGAGGAGGAAUUAAGCACUGCGUUCGAGAAAAUCGAUUACGACGGAACGGGCGAGCUGAACCACCUCCAGGUGCUUGACCUGCUUCGGUACCUUGGACACACCAUCAGCUUCGAGGAGGCAAACUCAUUGAUAAGGCGGGUUGACUUCAACGGGAAUGGUUCCAUGGACCGCGACGAGUUCUUGAGGCUAAUGAGAUUGAUGCGCGAGCAGGACAUCCGGUGCGCUCGCAAGUCCUUCAACGCGUUGAGCAGCUCCACUGGCCAGCUUCCCAAAGGGUCAAUUAAAGACGCUCUUUCCGACGCUCGCAAGUCCUUCAACGCGCUGAGUAGCUCCACUGGUCGGUUUACCAUGGGGGCAGCUACCGACUCUCUUGCCAGCGCUGGUAAGUCCUUACGCGAGUUGAGUAGCUCCAUGCGUCGGCGUCCCAUGGGCUCAGUCAAGGAUGUCCGGUUCUCUCAGAAGUCCGUCAUCGUCGAGUUACCCAGCUCCACUGGUAUGGUUCCCACGAGGUCAGCCAAGAACGCUCGUGCCAACGCUCGCAAGUCUGGUCGGCUGCCGACGGGGUCAGUUCAGGACGCACUCGCCAAGCUGCAGCUCUUUCCAGGAUCCGCCAUGAUCUCGGAGCUCCUGCAGGACGCGCCGGAGGAGAUGUGCUUCAGUGCCUUCAUGCGUCUCCACGACCAGUGCCGCUUCCGCAUGAACCUCGAUUUCCGGAGGCGCGGAGGCUUCUCUGAAGACGCCGUGCAGGAGAUAGAGGAGCUCUGGAAAGGCGGCGGAUCUCCUAAGCAGUUCGCCACCGUCGGCGAGCUCCUCUGGAUGUUCUCCAGCUCGCUCAUGGUCCCCGUGAACACGGUCGAGGGGCGGCAGAAGCUGCUGCUGCGCGUGCAGAACGCGCGAGAGGCCGCGAUCGAGGCGGGCGUCCCCGAGGAGGAGGCGUCGCGCGGAGGCACUGCGGACAUCGGCUUCUACACAUUCGUGCACCUGGUUCGCGGCAUUGUGCGGGACACGGAGCAGGAGGUUCACCUGCGCGAGACGGAGGCCGCGUCCUUCGCUCAGUUCUCCAUCGACGAGGCGGCCGAGUUCCGCCGCGCUUUCUGCGAUUUCGCCGCGGCAGACCCGUCGACUCGGAAUCAGCUGGCGGCCAGGAUGGGACCGUGUGUGGACAGUCUCCUGGAGCGACUCACGCUGGUGCCUGCCAUCCCAAAACGGGCCAUGCCGCUCCUACUGAAGUCCAUCGGGGUGAAGGCGCCUGGCAGCAAGCUGCAGGAACUCACCCGGUUUCUGACAGAGAACCAGAGCCAGGGCGAGGCAGACAAGAACACGCUCCAGUUUGCGACGUUCUUGAGGCUUUUGCGGUGGAUGCUCGACACCAAUUUUGCAGGCAUCGGCGGCCCGAUAAGCUCGCCAAGGAGAUGA